AUGCCACACACUUAUGGCGACGAAGACCUCGAGAACGUCGACGAGAAGUACCACGAGUCGUCCGAUGAGGACUUCAACCCCGAAGCCGCGCCUCCCGAAGAGGCAUCCAGUUCCGAAGACGAAGACCAUGUCACGAUAGAACCCACACAGCGCAAGGGCAAGCGGAAAGCGCCUGCCGAUGAAGACCUUGAUUCUGGAGACGAAGUGACAAUACAAGCUGCGCGGAAGAAGCGGGCGAAGAAGAAGGGGAAGAAAAGCGGCAACGAUGAUGGAGACGAGCUGAUCAUAUCAGAUGAUGAAGGCGGGGAGGGCGGGCUUGUCAAAACGCGGGCGCAACGGAGGAUUGAAGGAAAGGAACGGAGACCGCUUGCAAGGAUCGAUGGCGCAACUGUGGAUGUCGAUGCGCUAUGGGCCCAAAUGACAGCAGCGCCUCUGAAGCCUUUGGAUUCCACAGCAUCACAUGAAUCAGCUGCACAACAAAAUCACGUACCCGUAGCCAACAUCCCAGUAUCAGCGGAAGAGGAAGAACAGCUCACGAUCAAGAAAGUCUUCACUUUCGCUGGGCAGGACACUACCGAGGAGAAGCAAGUUCCACGCUCGCAGCUCGACAAAUACCUCAAAGAUGGGUGGACGACACUCGAUGCGUCCGCAGCGACAAUACCCACAACAGAGUCCCCCAAAGAUCCCUCCGAGUCUAGUGGACCCAAGAUCCGUCGUCCCCUCCGCCGUCCAUCCCGAUUCGACCCCAACCCUACAGGCUACGUCCGCGCCCUCGCACCCGAACACCAACUUUUCUGGCCCCGUGCCGCCGCUGCCGAUCUACAACGCGAGCAGGAAAUUCCGCCAGAAACAGACAUCUCGGUCGCGAAGAAGGUCGAGAAGGCGCAGAAGCUCAAUGUCGUGGACAAAUCGCGCAUGGACUGGACAGGCUUCGUGGACAAAGAGGGCAUCGCAGAAGAAUUGGAUACACAUGGAAAGACCAAGGAAGCUUAUCUGGGCCGUAUGGAGUUCUUGGCUGGUGUGGAGGCGCGGAGAGAAGAAGAGAGGAGGAAUUUGAAAAUCAAGGCUGCUGCUGCUGCUGCGCCUACGGCGGGGUGA
Alternaria incomplexa is the source of this 1098-nucleotide messenger RNA. RefSeq lists its product as uncharacterized. Lineage: Eukaryota; Fungi; Ascomycota; Dothideomycetes; Pleosporales; Pleosporaceae. The transcript has a single exon. The record is from RefSeq and is a predicted model, not a curated record. The coding region runs from base 1 to 1098 and encodes 365 amino acids.